This is a messenger RNA of Panicum virgatum (switchgrass), 1063 nucleotides long. RefSeq lists its product as uncharacterized. The coding region runs from base 93 to 626 and encodes 177 amino acids. NCBI's taxonomy places the organism in Eukaryota, Viridiplantae, Streptophyta, Magnoliopsida, Poales, Poaceae. The transcript has 2 exons. The record is from RefSeq and is a predicted model, not a curated record.
UACGGCACCUCUCGCCGCCAGCCCGCCACCAACUCUGACCCUGCUUCGUCCGUCCCUGGCUGCCUCCCUGCCUCCGAUCAAGAGCGGCGACCAUGGGCAACUGCCAGGCGGCGGAGGCGGCGACGGUGGUGGUGCAGCACCCGGGCGGCCGGGUGGAGCGCCUCUACUGGGCCACCAGCGCCGCUGAGGUCAUGCGCGCCAACCCGGGCCACUACGUCGCGCUCGUCACGCGCCGGCCGGGGGACGAGGAGGCGGAGGGGGAGCGGCGCGGCGCGGCGCGGGUGACGCGGGUGAAGCUGCUCAAGCCCCGGGACACGCUGGCGCUCGGCCAGGCCUACCGCCUCAUCACCGUCGCCGAGGUCGCCAGGGCGCUGCAGGCCAAGAAGGAGGACAAGACGCGGAGGGCGCAGCAGCAGCUCGUGCCGCUCCAGCCCAAGCGCGCCGGAGGGAGAGCCAGCGCCGGCGAGGACUCGCAGCCGCCGCCGCCGCCGCAGCUGGUGGAUGACGGCCUUGAUCUGCAGGACAGGGACGGCCACCGGAGCAAUCCGAGCUCGGCGGCGAACUCCGGCGCCAGGCAUCGCCACUGGCGCCCGUCUCUGCACAGCAUUGCCGAGGUCAGCAGCUGAUGUGACAAAAAUCCGUAGCCGGUGAACGAUUGGCGUUCUAGAGUUCAUGCUCGUCAGUCUUCAGCCUUCCUGCAGAGGAACCGUGUCGAUGCGACAACCCGUUGGUUCGUCAGACUCCGACCCUCGUCAGUGCACAGCGAACGAAAACUUGUCCGGAAAUGGGGCUCCUAGUUUAGCAUCGAGCCCUUGUAAGAUAAAAAGAAGUAGAGGAUCUUGCUCAGGUCAUUUUAGCGAGUGUAAGAUCGGUGUUGGGAGUUGGUGCACACUCUGAAAAUGUUGAAAAAGGGAAAACAAAAAGAACAGUAGGGCUCUGCAGCAGUGCUGCACUAUUAUGCUAGUCUAAGUGAGAAUGUUAUCGACACAGUUAUCUAGACUGAAAUCUUAAGAAAUGUGCCAGUGGAAGGUCGCGUUGAUGACACUCCUCUCACAUUUUAUGA